This is a messenger RNA of Alnus glutinosa, 693 nucleotides long. RefSeq lists its product as uncharacterized. The record is from RefSeq and is a predicted model, not a curated record. Gene Ontology annotation, molecular function: DNA helicase activity; ATP binding. The transcript has 2 exons. NCBI's taxonomy places the organism in Eukaryota, Viridiplantae, Streptophyta, Magnoliopsida, Fagales, Betulaceae. Bases 1 to 693 code for a protein of 230 amino acids. Gene Ontology annotation, biological process: chromatin remodeling; regulation of transcription by RNA polymerase II; box C/D snoRNP assembly. Gene Ontology annotation, cellular component: R2TP complex; Ino80 complex; Swr1 complex.
AUGCUUGCCGACAGCGAGCUCUUCUCGUUGGAGAUGUCGAAGACCGAAGCCCCAACCCAGGCCUUCCGCAAGGCCAUCGGCGUGCGCAUAAAGGAGGAGACUGAGGUCAUCGAGGGAGAGGUCGUGGAGAUCCAGAUUGACCGCCCCGCCAUCGCCGAAGCAGCCUCUAAGACAAGUAAGCUGACCCUGAAGUCCACGAAGUUGGAGAUAGUGUACAACUUGGGGGCAAAGAUGAUCAAGGCGCUGGGGAAGGAGAAGGUGGUUGGCAGCAAAGUUGUGCUUCUUGAUCCUCGUUUCGUGGGCAAGAAGGUGGCCAAGGAGGUCAUCCAUGGUGAGUGGCUCGAGCCGGGUCGUGACGAAGGUGAUAAGGGGGUCGUAUUCGGGACCCAAAUCGGCGAUGAGGUACGGGAUGAACUCAUAAUCGUUGAGGGGCUGUUUGGUAGCAGUAAGAGUGGCGGACACUUGCUUGAUCCGCUGAAAAUAAUCUGUGAUGGAGGAGUUUCCCUUCUUGGCAGUAGCGAGCUCAUAAUGAAGACUCAUGGUACGAGCACGGGUGGUGGAAGUGAAGGUUUGGCCGAGAGAAGUCCAGAGUUCAUGGGCAGUGCGGCAACCGAGUAUUUGUGGAAGAAGAUCUUCAGAGAUGGUGGCUAUGAGCAUACUGAGAAUAAGUUGAUCCUGGCGGAAUCAGUGUAG